ACACUGCGCAGGUCACGUGACUGAAUAACGUGGUUUUGCCGCCCCGGAGUCAUUGAUAGAGUGGCAGAAAAGUACUAUUAGUACUUCAGUCGGUAGUUUGACUGGAGUGACUGGGCAUGGGGGGAAGGCUGCGCUCCGUGCUGCGGGGCUUACAACAGGGCAAUGUUUCCCGCCCAUACAGCUGCUCCGCCGCGGAGGCCCCGGCUGUCCGUCCUGUCCGGGGCAGAAUCCUCACCCUGCAGUCCAUGAACCCGCAGGUCCGGGCAAUGGAGUACGCUGUGCGGGGACCCAUCGUGAUGAAAGCCGGGGAGAUAGAGAGGGAGCUGCAGCAGGGCAUCAAGAAACCAUUCAGUGAGGUCAUCAAGGCAAACAUUGGUGACGCUCAUGCAAUGGGACAACAGCCAAUCACAUUUCUUCGACAGGUUGUGGCGCUUUGUACAUAUCCUGAUCUCUUAGAUAAUCCUCAAUUUCCACGAGAUGCAAAAGACAGGGCAAGACGCAUUCUGAAGUCAUGUGGAGGACAAAGCCUUGGUUCCUACAGUGCCAGCCAGGGGGUCAGCUGUAUUCGAGAAGAUGUUGCUCAAUAUAUCCAACAGAGGGAUGUGGGUGUUCCUGCAGAACCAGAAAAUAUUUAUCUCACCACUGGAGCUAGUGAUGGCAUUGCUAGCAUCCUGAAGAUCCUUGUAUCGGGAGAGGGAAGGUCCCGGACGGGAGUUAUGAUUCCCAUUCCUCAGUACCCCUUAUACUCAGCAGCUAUAUCUGAGCUGGAUGCAGUGCAGGUAAAUUAUUACCUAGAUGAGGACAACUGCUGGGCUCUAAAUGUCAAUGAACUGAAAAGAGCCUUGUACCAGGCCAAGGAAUACUGCAUUCCCAAAGUUCUUUGCAUUAUAAACCCAGGAAACCCCACAGGGCAGGUCCAGAGCAGGCGGUGUAUAGAAGAAGUGAUUCAGUUUGCCUGGGAGGAGGGUCUGUUUCUUCUAGCAGAUGAGGUCUAUCAGGACAACGUCUACUCUAAAGACUGCCAAUUCCAUUCCUUCAAAAAAGUCCUUUAUGAGAUGGGUCCAGAAUACAGCAACAAUGUGGAACUUGCCUCUUUCCACUCAACCUCUAAAGGUUACAUGGGAGAGUGUGGAUACCGUGGAGGAUAUAUGGAGGUGUUAAACCUGCAUCCUGACAUUAAAGCACAGCUGGUGAAGCUGCUGUCUGUGCGCCUGUGUCCUCCUGUGUCUGGCCAGGCAGCCAUGGAUGUUGUUGUGAACCCUCCUCAGCCUCAUGAGGAGUCUUACCAGCAGUUUAUCCAGGAGAAGGAAGCUGUUCUCUCCACCCUGGCUUACAAGGCUAAGCUUACAGAAGAAUUGUUUAACCAGGUUCCUGGCAUUCAAUGCAACCCUUUACAGGGUGCCAUGUAUGCCUUUCCCCGGAUCUUUAUCCCUCCCAGGGCUGUAGAAAUGGCUGAGAAAUUACAUAUGGCCCCUGACAUGUUUUACUGCAUGCGGUUACUGGAGGAGACCGGGAUCUGUGUUGUUCCUGGAAGCGGAUUUGGACAACAAGAGGGGACUUAUCACUUUAGAAUGACUAUUCUUCCACCGGUGGAGAAGUUGACACUGUUGUUACAGAGUGUGAAGGAUUUCCACUUUCGUUUCCUGGAUGAAUUUUCCUGAGCUUCACUGAAUGUAAACUAUCACAUUCGCCUUACUGCUUUGGGGACUGGCAGCUUGACAGCAGGAAAAGGUUAAACAAUGUUCAGGGUUCAUGGAUUUAGCACAUGUCUUAUGUAGAGUUCACAAUGUAGAAUAUCUCCCAGGAAAACUGAACAAACUUACGUGUUACCCAGCUUCUGCUGCUUUACUAGACUGUUACUAUUUGGUACGUGCUCUUUUUAGGGCUCGUUUUAUGUUUUAGCAAGGCUUUUUCUUUUUUAUUCUUUUUAUGGUUGUUUAAAUAGCUUACAAGGUUCUUGGGCUACACGGCCGUAUUUCAUAUUUAUUAGUAAUUAUUGAAGUUGACUGUUACAUUUUGAAGGAGGCAAAAAUUAGAAACCAGAAUCAUUACAAUUCCUUAAGCCAGCAAAAAUCAGCUUGUACUAGUGCCAGAUAAUCUGAUAUUCUAGACUAUUAAAUGAUCAUAGAACUAAUAUAGUAUCUUGACACAAUCUCCAUUACCGUUUCUUUUGCUCAGUAUUCUGCUUCCUGCCUUUAAAACCUGUAGCAAAUGCAAACAGAGAUUUAAUUGUCAAUAAAUAGCCUAGAAUUUAACCAGAAAAUAAUAGGGAGGCAUUUACUGGGGAAUAGUGUUAAAACUUAUUUUAAUUUCUGUAAGCAAACAUGUCACACAACGGAGUACAGUCCAGACACUGUGGAACAGAGAGGUUACAGCCAUUUCACGCUUUUAUCAUCUGUCGAUGCAGCUGUUCUCCACUAAUCUUUUUGCUAUGUUCCUGUUGAUCAGUAUAACUGAGUCUAGGUUUCCAAUUUUUUUUAGUUUGUGUGUGUGUGUGUGUUUUUUUUUCUUUAACCCCUUAAGGACUGAGCCC
Molecule: messenger RNA, 2533 nt
Organism: Hyla sarda
Lineage: Eukaryota; Metazoa; Chordata; Amphibia; Anura; Hylidae
Gene: GPT2
Product: glutamic--pyruvic transaminase 2
Exons: 11
Coding region: 117-1661 (514 amino acids)
Biological process (GO): biosynthetic process
Molecular function (GO): pyridoxal phosphate binding; L-alanine:2-oxoglutarate transaminase activity
Source: RefSeq, a predicted model, not a curated record